Myxocyprinus asiaticus (Chinese sucker) is the source of this 2778-nucleotide messenger RNA. RefSeq names its product unc-93 homolog B1, TLR signaling regulator (gene unc93b1). Gene Ontology annotation, biological process: intracellular protein transport; toll-like receptor signaling pathway; toll-like receptor 9 signaling pathway. The transcript is spliced from 13 exons. The record is from RefSeq and is a predicted model, not a curated record. Gene Ontology annotation, cellular component: endosome; lysosome. Gene Ontology annotation, molecular function: Toll-like receptor binding. Lineage: Eukaryota; Metazoa; Chordata; Actinopteri; Cypriniformes; Catostomidae. The coding region runs from base 185 to 2059 and encodes 624 amino acids.
ACUUUCGUUUCCCUCUCUGUUUUCUUCAUAAAGGCAGCGCGCAGUUAUUUGUACGGUGAAUGUUCCAUUAAUCACUUGAAACUCUUCAACCUUCAGUUCAAAACACUGAAAGUACUUUUCAAGUGUUUGUCUCUAGUGCGAAGUGCAUCGUUUCCAGUCGGUUCGUUAGCAAAGCGGCCAGAAGAUGGCAGCAGUGAUCACUGAAGAUGACGUGGUCAGCGAGGCCGAAAUGAAUGGCGCGCCUCCUGCUGGCGGAAAAGACGAAGUGCAUUUACCCGGUCCUGAAGGCAACAUACAGGGACAGGUGGAGGAGUUUCUCGGCCCACAUCCUGACUACGAUGAAGAGGAGGAGGAGCGCAAGUACUACAGACGAAAGAGGCUGGGCGUAGUGAAGAAUGUGGUGGGGGCCAGUUGCGGAGGAAUGAUUAUCUACAGUGUUUACAUGGGUCUGUUGCAGAUGCAGUUAAUUCUGCACUAUGAUGAGACGUACCGUGAGGUGAAAUAUGGCACCUUAGGGCUGGAGGAUAUCGACAACAAAAUGCUGAUGGGCAUCAACGUUACGCCGAUUGUUGGCCUUCUCUACACGCCUGUGCUGAUCAGAUUUCUGGGCACCAAAUGGAUGAUGUUCCUGGCUUCUGGAAUCUAUGCGCUCUUUGUUUCAACCAAUUACUGGGAGCGAUACUACACUUUGGUACCAUCAGCUGUGGCCAUUGGUGUCGUCAUAGUUCCGCUGUGGGCAUCACUGGGAAACUACAUCACCAGAAUGGCCCAGCAGUACUAUGAGUAUGUGAACUAUAAGGAGGAACAUGUCCAGGAGCAAAAGAAGCCCCCCAAAGGAGCCUUCCAUACUUACAUCAUUGUUUUCCAGUCUGUCUUCUACAUCAUCUUCCAUCUGAGUUUUGUGUUUGCCGAGUUUCCCAUGGUGAUGUUCCUUAACAACUAUCUGAAUGAUUUCCAACACACUCUCUACAAAGUCUCACAGUGUGGCGCUGAUGGGAAAGGUGUGAUAGAGAAUUUUAAUAAAACUGUUUUGUUCAAGUUGCCACGCUCUCUGCUGCUAAUCGAAGUGGAGAGUGUGCUCAUGGGUGCAGCUUUCCUCGCCAUGAUCAUCUUCCUUCUGCUGUGUGGAGCUGCAUAUCGGCCCACAGAGGAAAUUGACCUCCGUAGCAUCGGCUGGGGCAACAUCUUCCAGCUGCCCUUCAAGCACUUACGAGACUACCGUAUUCGUCUGCUCUGUCCAUUCUUCAUCUACUCAGGCUUUGAGAUGCUCUUUGCUGUCGAGGGAUUCAUGCUGUCAUAUGGAGUGUGUGCAGUAGGGAUGGAGAAGCUCUGGUUAUUGGUUAUGGUGUAUGGUUUGUCAGCCUCCAUCUGUUCGGCUCUGUCCCUGACUCUCCUGCGAUUGCCCAGGCCGGUUAUUCUCCUCGCGGGAGCCUUCGUGCACUUUGUUCUGCUCAUAGCCCUCAUGUGCUGGUCGCCCACACCAAGAAAACCUGAAUAUCUGCCUUAUCUGCUGGUACUUUCUGCCCUCUGGGGUCUGGGCACUGCACUCAAUAAGACUGGACUGAGCACUCUGCUGGGGAUGCUGUAUGAGGAUAAGGAGCGACUAGACUUUGUUUAUACCAUCUACCACUGGUGGCAGGCCAUUGCCAUCUUUAUCGUCUACCUUUGGUCUGCAUUGCCUAUGAGGGCCAAACUCGGACUCCUGCUGUUGACUCUCAUAGUAGCAUCUUUCUGCUACGUGCAAAUGGAGCGUCGCUUGAUGCAGAAAAUCCCGUUCAGGUUGCCACGGAUUCCCCGUCCACGACAUAAGGUGAAAGGAUACCGAUACCUCGAAGAAGAAAACUCGGAUGAAUCAGACACUGAUCUGAGUGAUGCUGAUGAUGAGAAAGAGGAGGAUGAGAGAAUGUUGGUUGAGGAGGACAGGAAUACAGAUGCCGACUCCCAGGGUUCACCGGGACCAGAGAGGAACGGGGUUAGAGAUCGCAGGAGGAGACAAGACAACGCUGCCUACGAGCAGGCAGGAGAGAGAGAGGACUAUAUCCAGCACAUGAGAGAGUGAAAAAGGAGAGGUGAAAAGGUAUAAGGAGAGUGGAAACAGUUGGAGAAGUUGUAAAAUACUGAAUUGCCAGACUGAAGGAGAAGUGAUGGCAUGAAAAAAAUACUCAUACUUUAAAGACAUUAUUAAAAAUACAGAAAGGGAAAGUGUGGGCCUCGUAUGAAAACUGAAGGUCAGAAAAUAAUCCACGGUGGAAAAAAGCAGAAGUGACACAAGCAUUUCAUAGAAAUGGGAAGUGAAAAGAGGAAGUUGCUUAUACCUUGUAAGGUUAGUUGGUUUGUUGCCAUAGAAAUAGAAUACUCUCUAUUUUGAACUUCGUAAAGGUGGUGUGCUCAUAUUUUGCAUUUCAUUUCAAUUCCUUUUUGUACACUUUUCUUUUCUUUCCAACCUUACAGCUUAUUUAACAACUUUAAAAUUGUUUCUUUCUCCACAAGAAGAGUUAAAAACAUUUUUUUUUGUGUAUGAUGGCCUACAAACCAAUGUUACGUUUUGUAUAAACAUGACAAGAUGUGAUUCAAAAGUUUGCUUUUCUAAUGUUUAGAAUGCUUUUUUGAAAUAUAGUAAUAUACAGUAGUUUGUGAUCCGUUUUCCAGAAUUUUUCCUACAUUUUGAAGAAUGUUGAUGCUUUUUUUUCCCCCUUCUAAUGAAAGCGAAUGGGGACCGUAUAUUCUGCCCAACAUCUUUUGUGUUUCAUGGAAUAAAAAUAAAGGUGUGUAACAACA